Molecule: messenger RNA, 688 nt
Organism: Acanthoscelides obtectus
Lineage: Eukaryota; Metazoa; Arthropoda; Insecta; Coleoptera; Chrysomelidae
Source: the annotation of a GenBank genome assembly
UUUUUUUUAUUUCACAGUUACCACCACAAACACAGUUGUUCCAUCAUGAGACUGUAUAUCACUACUGUCCUAAAUGACAAUGAUAGUGUGUGCUAGAUGUGGAUGCCAAAAUUGAGCUGGUUUCUUGAAACUCAUUUUUUGAAGGUGACAGGUUCUUUUUCCAAUGUGCAUCAUAAAAAGACUUACAUAGAUAUCUUGAAGUUAACACAAGGGACAAUGUGUUGACACCUAAUUUUGUAUAGGUAGGCCAAUAACACUGAUAUAUCAGUCUUGAUGAAAUGAUAUCAGCCGAUUAUUGGUAUUGCAAAAAUCCUGUAUAUGAUCUCUGCGAAAAUCCAAAUUUCAUGGCAUUUAAUAUUUACAAAGAUAAGGAACGGCCAAGUUAUAUGUGGCAAUAAUUGUACUGCUGAAGGAGGUGCUCCAGAGAGCAUAACCAGCAGCUUACUUUUGCUUUGGCUGCUGAAGGAAAUAUGAAAAUUAAAAUGUGUUCCCCGGACGACCACACAGCGUCAGCCGCGCAACGUGGUAACACAUAUGCGGAGCUCCUAAGAACAUUGUUCACCCAAAAAUUUUACCAACUUCCAGGUAGUAAUGUUGCUGUGUACAAGAUAAUCUAUGGUGACAGAACUUUACUCCCAAGAUAAUUUUGUAAUCAAUUCAUAAUGACUUGCGCGUCUCGGAAAAUUAU